AGCCGCAAAAAUCUACCUGUCAUCUUCUUCUCCUCUCCUCCACCAUUAAAGCUCUGUUCAUCACCCGCUAGCUUGAGCUGGUCGGGUUGGUCGGGCUGCUAUUCCGGUUUCCAUACAAAUAUCAUCUAUUCACGCCUCUUCUCUUUGCUCCUCCAAGAUCACAUCCUUUUGAAUCCUUCUCUUGUUUUACACGCCCCUCCCCCGCCCCCAUCCUCUCGCUCCAGGCGGCGGAGACGGCGUUUUUAUCCGCCCACGCCGCCUGUUGAUCGUAUCUCCUUCCCUGGGUUAUUAGCCAAAACGGUAACAAAUCUUUGUAACUUGUAUCCCACGGCGCCUGUUUUUCCUAAUUCUUAUAGAAUCACGUAAAAUUUUACUAUUCGGGAUGGGAGAUUUCGAGAGAAAAGCAAAGACGGGAUCUAUAUUUUUAUCAGCUUCUUCAUCAUCUCCGUCUUUAUCAAUGUCUUCGUCUAAUUCAUCUUCUUCAUCGGAAUCCGAGGAGUUGCAGCGUAUGCCGUUAGCUCCGCCCCCGAUAUGGAAGAACAAGAAGCGUUUGUCGAAGCAGUUGUCUAUGUGUGAGACACGUCGAGAUAUUGCAUGGGAGAGGCGGCGGAGACAGAUUCUGAGCCAGGAACGCGUACGGAAGAACAGCGUUAACGGCGGUGAUUCUGAUGAUUUGACCGAUGAAGACUUGCAUGAACUGAAAGGAUGUAUAGAGCUUGGAUUUGGGUUUAAUGAAGAAGAAGGACAACACUUGUGCAAUACAUUGCCGGCGUUGGAUCUUUAUUUUGCAGUCAACAGACAGCUUUCGCCGAGCCCCGUGUCAACGCCGGGAUCAUUGGCGUCGCUCGGUACACGGUCGUCGUCGUUCGGGAGCCCCACAAGUGAAUCGGACUGGAAAAUAUGUAGUCCAGGGGAUGAUCCUCAACAAGUGAAGACAAAGUUGAGGCACUGGGCUCAAGCAGUGGCAUGUUCAGUAAUGCAAUCUUUUUGAUGGGAAUGAGUGGGAUGGAUCGGAUUGUACAGCAGAGAGGGUGAGAGAGAUUUGGUUGAUUCUUCAAGAAUUAGGAGUCUCAUUUUAGAGUAACUUCUAUAAUUAGGCAUUAAUUUAAGGAAAAGCCCCCAACAAAAUUAUAAUCAGAGGAUACAUUUUGGGGUCUUUUUAUUUUCUUAUCCUCUUCAUUAUUGCCAUUAGUGGCAAUUUGAGUUCACAUUUAAAUGCAUUUGAUGGAACCUUUUAUUGGGUUAAAGUUUUUUGCAGCCACCAAAUAUAAGCUUUUUACAUUUUAGUUAUCAUCGUAUUUUUUUUUUACAUCUUGAUAACUAAAGUUCUGUUAUCUCAUCACAAGAGGUUAUUCGGUAAAUUCAAACAAAUUAUCGUUCAUGUGACUUACAAAGAUUUUACGGUAAGCAUGUACCAUGGUAACCUCUCGUGAGAAAUGAAGGUAGGUUAUCAAAAUAUAACUAAUGAUACGAUGAUUACUGAAGUGUAAAAUGUUUAUUAUUCGAUAAUCGAUUUUUUUUACCCAACUUUGUUAGAGACAGAGAGAGUGAGAGUGAGACAGAGAGUGACAGUGAGAGUUAUACAUCCAUCAUCAUCAUCAUCUUCUUCUUCUUCUUCUUCAUGAUUUACUAGUUACAUAAAUCCAAGUUUCUUUGGAGCAGAGCAACAAUGUAACAUGCAUCUAAUUAGCUAUUGGAAAUUAAUAACACUUGGUAGGCACUAUAUAUUUUGCCUACUUUUCUUA
Messenger RNA from Mercurialis annua (annual mercury), 1745 nucleotides. RefSeq lists its product as uncharacterized. NCBI's taxonomy places the organism in Eukaryota, Viridiplantae, Streptophyta, Magnoliopsida, Malpighiales, Euphorbiaceae. The transcript is spliced from 2 exons. Bases 383 to 991 code for a protein of 202 amino acids. The record is from RefSeq and is a predicted model, not a curated record.